AACCUCCUCCUUCCCAUCCUCAGAAAAUAGUGACGGCAAGCAAAUUGCCUAGGAAUCAGGGAUAUAGUUGGAAUUUAGUAGCUGGGUCAGACUUUGUAUAUCCUUCUUUCUUCUCUCUCCGUUAUUUUUCUGCUAUUUAACACAAGCCUGAUCAUUCGCCAUUUUCAUUCCUCAACUUUGGGAAUAUUACAAGGCUACGGAUUAAAGCUUCGGAAGUACACGAUCUGCGCACUCUAUCUAUCUAUCUAUCCGUCGCUGAGAGAGGAGUGGGAUCAGGAAACAAAGUGGAAAUGUCUACGGUGAUCAAAGGUAUGCUUGUAGGGUCCAUCCCCGACGUCUACAAUCAAAGGCAUCAUCUGAAGGACAAGAACAUGGAACACACCGGUUUGCAGCCCACAGAAAGUGGUUUCUCUGUUAGCUUCCACCGGCUGGGCUUGAACUCGGCUCAAGACAAACGCAUCAUGAUUAACCCCCGAUUCCCAUACUCGAAGGUUAAGAGAUGCGUGGCGCCACUCCGAAGCCGAUACCGACGCCGAGCCGUCCUGACUUCCGAGCCAAUGCCGACUUCUGAGCCAAAGCCCACCAUUAUUAAGAAGCGAGUGUUUACUUUUGGCAAGGGAAGGAGCGAAGGAAACAAGGGCAUGAAAUCAUUGUUGGGUGGGAAAGGAGCAAACCUUGCAGAGAUGGCAAGCAUUGGGUUAUCUGUACCACCAGGUCUCACAAUAUCAACAGAGGCAUGCCAAGACUACCAGCAGAAUGGAAAAAAAUUGCCAGAAGGCCUGUGGGAGGAGAUAUUAGAGGCUUUGAAGAGCGUGGAGAAGGAAAUGGGAGCUUUUCUCGGUGAUCCUUCUAAGCCCCUCCUCCUCUCUGUGCGAUCAGGAGCUGCGAUAUCCAUGCCUGGCAUGAUGGACACUGUCCUUAACCUUGGUCUCAAUGAUGAAGUGGUCGCUGGUUUGGCUGCGAAGAGCGGAGAGCGCUUUGCUUACGACUCAUACAGACGUUUUCUAGACAUGUUUGGAGAUGUUGUCAUGGGCAUUCCACACUCAUUAUUUGAGGAGAAGUUAGAAAACCUGAAGACUACAAAAGGAGUUCAACUUGACACUGACCUAACAGCUGCUGAUCUUAAAGAGGUUGUGGCACAAUACAAGAAAGUCUACCUCGCAGCCAACGGUGAAGAGUUUCCUUCAGACCCAAAAAAGCAGUUACAAUUAGCUGUCAAAGCAGUCUUUGAUUCCUGGGACAGUCCGAGGGCCAUCAAGUAUAGGAGCAUCAACCAAAUAACUGGAUUGAAGGGAACUGCUGUCAACAUUCAAUCUAUGGUUUUUGGAAACAUGGGGAAAACUUCUGGAACAGGUGUUCUCUUCACUAGGAACCCAAGCACUGGGGAGAAGAAGUUGUAUGGUGAAUUUCUUAUCAAUGCUCAGGGAGAGGAUGUAGUUGCUGGAAUUAGAACACCGGAGGACCUGGACACCAUGAAGCAAUGCAUGCCUGAAGCUUAUAAGGAGCUUGUGGAAAACUGUAAAAUUCUGGAGAAACACUACAAAGAUAUGAUGGAUAUCGAAUUUACAGUUCAAGAAAAUAGGCUGUGGAUGUUGCAAUGCCGAUCAGGGAAGAGAACUGGAAGAGGUGCUGUAAAGAUUGCAGUUGACAUGGUUAAAGAAGGUCUUGUUGAUACUCGUUCUUCUAUUAAGAUGGUGGAGCCACAACAUCUUGACCAACUUCUUCAUCCACAGUUUGAAGAUCCAACUGCUUACAAGGAGCAUGUGAUUGCCACUGGAUUGCCUGCAUCACCAGGAGCUGCAGUGGGUCAGGUAGUGUUCAGUGCUGAUGAUGCUGAAGCAUGGCAUGCACAAGGAAUGGCAGUUAUCUUGGUUCGGACAGAGACCAGCCCAGAGGAUGUUGGGGGGAUGCAUGCAGCCACUGGUAUCUUGACAGCUAGAGGUGGCAUGACCUCCCAUGCAGCUGUUGUAGCUCGUGGAUGGGGAAAAUGCUGUGUCUCAGGCUGCUCUGAUAUUAGAGUGAAUGACAGUGAGAAGGUGGUUUUAGUUGGAGAUAAGGUUAUUAAGGAAGGGGAAUGGAUAUCACUUAAUGGGUCUACAGGAGAAGUGAUAUUGGGGAAACAACCACUCUCUCCACCAGCCAUCAGUGGUGAUUUGCAGACAUUCAUGUCUUGGGUUGAUGAAAUGCGGCGUAUAAAGGUUAUGGCAAAUGCAGACACACCUGAUGAUGCACAAACUGCAAGAAACAAUGGUGCAGAAGGGAUUGGACUUUGUAGGACGGAGCACAUGUUCUUUGCAUCAGAUGAGAGGAUAAAGGCCGUGAGACAGAUGAUAAUGGCAGCAACGCCUGAACAAAGAAAAGCAGCACUAGAUUUGCUUUUGCCUUAUCAAAAAUCUGACUUUGAAGGCAUUUUCCGUGCAAUGGAUGGUCUUCCUGUGACAAUCAGAUUAUUAGAUCCUCCACUCCAUGAAUUUCUUCCAGAAGGUGACAUAGAAAAUAUUGUCACUGAACUAAUAUCUGACACCGGCAUGACUGAGGAUGAGGUUUUCUCAAGAGUUGAGAAACUUUCAGAAGUAAAUCCCAUGCUUGGCUUCCGUGGCUGCAGGCUUGGAAUCUCGUACCCGGAACUAACUGAAAUGCAGGCGAAUGCCAUCUUUCAGGCUGCCAUGUCUAUGAGCAACCAGGGUGUUAAAGUUUACCCUGAAAUAAUGGUUCCCCUUGUUGGAACACCUCAGGAAUUGGGACACCAAAUCCAUUUAAUACGGAAUGUCGCAAAGAAAGUGUUCUCUGAGAUGGGCAGCACCAUAAGCUAUAAGGUCGGGACAAUGAUUGAGAUUCCUAGAGCUGCUCUAAUUGCAGAUGAGAUUGCAAAGGAAGCAGAGUUCUUCUCAUUUGGGACGAAUGACCUCACACAAAUGACAUUUGGUUAUAGUAGAGAUGAUGUUGGCAAGUUUCUUCCCAUAUAUCUAUCCAAGGGCAUCCUACAGCAUGAUCCUUUCGAGGUACUUGAUCGGAAAGGUGUAGGCCAACUUGUCAAGAUUGCCACAGAAAAAGGACGAUCAACAAGGCCCAGCUUGAAGGUUGGUAUAUGUGGAGAACAUGGUGGAGAGCCUUCUUCUGUAGCAUUCUUUGCAGAAGUUGGACUUGACUACGUCUCAUGUUCUCCAUUCAGGGUUCCAAUCGCUAGGUUAGCAGCGGCUCAAGUGGCUGUUUGACAUCAGUUGAUGACAUAAAUUAAGGAGAGCAACCGCUUAUCCCUUUAGGUGACUUAUGCAGUAUUUGUAAAAAGAAAAAAAACCAAAAAAAAUUGGGUUUGCUCUCUUAGGUUUUAGCAAUCAAGGUUUGAUUAGGAAAAACAGAAAGCAGCUCAAUCGAUAUACCUUUCUGUCAUUUACUGACUCUCGGGUAAAGAAGAAAGAAGGUUAGCAACCUCCCAAAAGCUGGCACCACCACCGCCACUGCCACGGCUGAAGUACGCUCGGAUGCAUUCCUCCAGAAAGUGUUGAAACAAAGGAGCUGGUGGGAGGCGACUUAAAAGUGAAAACGCAAUAGACUACUGGCAUUAAUUUAGGAGAUGUUUGGGAUCGAUGCUCAUUGCUUUAUUAGAUUUUUUAAAAACCACUGAUUUAUUCAUCAUAUUAUAUCAGAAAUAAGAGCAAUUAUGUUUGGUAGUAA
Molecule: messenger RNA, 3675 nt
Organism: Nelumbo nucifera (sacred lotus)
Lineage: Eukaryota; Viridiplantae; Streptophyta; Magnoliopsida; Proteales; Nelumbonaceae
Product: pyruvate, phosphate dikinase, chloroplastic
Biological process (GO): phosphorylation; pyruvate metabolic process
Molecular function (GO): kinase activity; pyruvate, phosphate dikinase activity; ATP binding
Source: RefSeq, a predicted model, not a curated record